AAUCUUUCGUGGAAGUAAAUUUUAAAAAAGUGCUUUUAUUUUCUUCUUUCUCAUGGAUUUCAAAUUAUAAUCAAACAAAACAUCAGAAAGUGUUUCAUUGUUAUGCAUAUUAUUAAGCAAUGAAUGACCCCUUGGCAAUAUGGGCGUUAAACAGACGGAAAACAAUAAAGGAGUUAAGAAAGCUCGGUGAGGAAAUGAAAAAUCAUGCAAAGAACGCAAAAAUUGCGAGUGCUGUUGGCGGAGGAACAAGUGUUGCAGCUGGAAUUGGUGCAGCUAUUUGUUACUUCAUAGCACCAAUCACUUUAGGUGCAAGCGUUGUACCUGGGAUAGCUCUUACAGGAAUCGCAAUAGCCGGAGGUGUUACUUCCAUAGGCUCUUCAGUUACAAAUUAUUUCAUCGAGAAAGGAUAUUUGAGAAGUGUUCAAGAGGCUCUUGAUAAAGAUAGGGAAUCCUUUGAGGCACUAAAUAGGGCUGUUCAAAUUGCUAACGAAGAAACGGCGAGGGAAAGACUGGAGCGUGCUUUUAAAAUUGGCAAAAGCAUUCCAGGUGGUCUUAAUGUAGUGGCGUCUGUUGUUCGAAAACUUACAGUCUCCGAGAAAGCCGCAGCCAGCCUUUUAAAACUUGGACGGACAGCUAGAUUUGCAAGCCACACAGUUGCAUUUAUUGCUUUGCCACUUGAUGUUAUCUUUUUUGUCAAAGACCUUAUUGACUUGAAAAGGGGUAAUAUUUCCCAAGUCGCAGAUUCAGUCAUGGAAUUAGCAGAAAAAUUGCAAAAAGAACUUGAGGAAAUUCUAGCAAAUUCUUAAAUACAAAUAACUUCUUACUUUAAAAGAUAUUUUGUAUUAGUAUUUUUUUUAUUUUCUAGUUCUAAUGGUAUAUAUGUGCAUUCUUUUUUGUCAUUGAAAGAAAAGUUCAUAUCAUAUACUUCUUAUAUUAUUAUAAGACAAAUGAAUCAUAAUAUUCACUGUGGUAUUUACAUUUAUUUUCUUCGGGCAAUUGAUUUGAAAUAAAACCAUAUAAUUACGUUUCGGACACUUAUGCUUUGAAAUGUUUAUUUUUUAGAAAAUACUUCUGAAGAUAAAUUAUUCCCUUUAUUUUUUACCCAUUUUAUGUUUGUGGAAAAUUAUGAAUGCAGCUUUUAAAUAUUAGAUAGUUUAAUUUACUGAUAUAUUUAAGGUUUAGAUAAAUAUCCUUAUUAAAUCAUAUAUCUUUACAGUUUAUCCCAAAAAGCAAAUUGACUUAAAGAAUAACAUAAACAAAAACAAAACAAAAGCAUCGAUCUUGAUUGUUCAAAUAUCUCCGCUGAAAAGAAACUCAGUAAAAAUCUUCAACCUUUUAUGGUGGUUUGUUGAUUUCCUCUCCGUUGUUUGUCGCAACGAAAGAGGUAUCCAUUAUUUGUUUAUUUUGAAGAUGGCCUGUUUUCACAAUUAAUUAAUUCAGUCGUCAUAUGCUUCAAACCCAUAAAAGUUUUUAGGGUUUUACUGUUUAGCUUGUCAUGGUCUGAUUAUAGAACAUUGGCGGUUGCUUUUAUGUACAAAUAUUUUCUUGGACAGGCUCUCUUAAACAUUUCAGAAUUCCAUGAACAUCAAUCAUGAACGUAUCUGACCACAAUUUUAAUUUGUUUAUUCUACUUUUCAAUCCGGAUCAUAAGAUGUCUUAAAGGGACUCCACUGAGGUUUAAAAGCCUAAGAACAUAACAUGUGAAUUUCUUACAUAAAUGAACCGGGGCACUUUAUUUGAAAUAUUUGCAAAGAUAGUUAAGAAACAUACUUUGAAAUAAAUUGUAAAAUCGUAUGCUUUUCUUAGUCCGAUUUGAGUGUAAAGUGUUUUAACGUUUUUCAUUUUGGGUCAUUUUUUAACAAUUUAAAUCAUUUAUUCUGGAAAAACGAAGUGCGCGAACGAUCUGAAAUUUUGCACAAACAUUUGUGGUUUAAACCUACAACAGAGGGUACAUUUAUCUGGAGAAAAUAUUUUCAGUCCCAUCAUGUAAAAAGACCUCAGUGGAGUCCCUUUAAGGUCAAACAAAUAUUUUCAUGGAUCAAAUUAAAUUGGUUUAUUUAAUACAUGUAAUAAUCUUGAUAAUGUUUUUCAUUUCAACGGAAUUUCUAAACUUUCAUAAUGAAGCUUUGUUUGAGGCAAAAGAAAUGUAUUCAGAAUAUGUCUUGAAUUAUACGACGAGAAAAUUGUGAAGUAUAAGAUAAAAGCAUGUAUAGGUUAAAUGAUUGUUAAAUUUAAAAAAGAUAUUGACAUAAAAAUUUCCCACAGUGCGACGAAAACACAAUCAUUUUAUUUAAUAUUUUAUUUAAUCAUUGUAUAAGAAAAAAAUUAAUUGUUUUAUACUCGGGGGAUCCUUCAUUUUUUUAUAUCGUAACUGAUGCUUUAAUCUCAAUUAUUCAAUUGACAUUUAUCUAUUAUCAUAUUAAAUGUAUUAAACCGUUUAAAU
Ruditapes philippinarum (Manila clam) is the source of this 2443-nucleotide messenger RNA. RefSeq lists its product as uncharacterized. The record is from RefSeq and is a predicted model, not a curated record. Gene Ontology annotation, biological process: lipid transport; lipoprotein metabolic process. Gene Ontology annotation, cellular component: extracellular region; membrane. Bases 120 to 806 code for a protein of 228 amino acids. The transcript has 2 exons. Lineage: Eukaryota; Metazoa; Mollusca; Bivalvia; Venerida; Veneridae. Gene Ontology annotation, molecular function: lipid binding.